Molecule: messenger RNA, 682 nt
Organism: Vicia villosa (hairy vetch)
Lineage: Eukaryota; Viridiplantae; Streptophyta; Magnoliopsida; Fabales; Fabaceae
Product: tubulin-folding cofactor A-like
Exons: 4
Coding region: 165-503 (112 amino acids)
Biological process (GO): post-chaperonin tubulin folding pathway; tubulin complex assembly
Cellular component (GO): cytosol; microtubule cytoskeleton
Molecular function (GO): beta-tubulin binding
Source: RefSeq, a predicted model, not a curated record
AGUUUAAAACCCGAUAAAAUCGGGUACCUAAAGUGAGAUCUAUUAGUAGCUUCAGAUUUCGGAAAUAGAAUCAUUACUCUCAUUUGUUGAGUAUCAUCAACUACACCGUUCACCGUUGUAGUCGCACCAAUUUCAACAUUCUUGUUCUCACUAUCUUGGAUUCAAUGGCUACAGUGAGAAGUCUGAAGAUUAAGACGAGUACAUGCAAACGACUUGUGAAGGAGCUGGGUUCUUAUGAAAAGGAAGUUCUCAGAGAAUCUGCCAAAACAGCUGAUAUGAAGGACAAGGGAGCUGACCCUUAUGAUAUCAAACAACAGGAAAAUGUGCUGGCUGAGUCUAGGAUGAUGAUUCCUGACUCCCGGAAGCGUCUUGAGGCUGCUUUGGAAGGCUUGAAAGGAACAUUGGCCGAGUUGUUGAAAGAGACAGAGGAAAAGGAAGGCCCUGAAAUUGAUGAUGCUCGAAACACCAUUGCAGAAGUUGAAAAUUUACUUGAAACACCAUAAGCUUAGCAGGGUUGUAUUACUAGUGUCUUCGGGAGGAGGAUAUUAUGGUUUUUGUGUAAUAAAAGGGUGCGAAACUUGUAACAUUUAAACCUUACGCACUUAAUGUUUUGGUGGAGUCUGGAAAUGUAAUAAUAUGACAUCGAUUUACUUUCUAAGCUUACUAUAUUUUUGUUUUUAAA